This is a messenger RNA of Cynara cardunculus var. scolymus (artichoke), 2246 nucleotides long. RefSeq names its product glucose-6-phosphate isomerase 1, chloroplastic-like. Gene Ontology annotation, cellular component: cytosol. Gene Ontology annotation, molecular function: glucose-6-phosphate isomerase activity; monosaccharide binding; carbohydrate derivative binding. The transcript has 14 exons. NCBI's taxonomy places the organism in Eukaryota, Viridiplantae, Streptophyta, Magnoliopsida, Asterales, Asteraceae. Gene Ontology annotation, biological process: glucose 6-phosphate metabolic process; gluconeogenesis; glycolytic process. Bases 132 to 2036 code for a protein of 634 amino acids. The record is from RefSeq and is a predicted model, not a curated record.
AGAAUUCGAUUACUAUUUAGCAUACACUCUUCCAAAAAGCUCCCCUCCUCAAUUUGCCAAGCUAUUUUCCAUGGCAUAAGCUUUCUCUCUCUAAAACACCUUUGGUUUCAUCGAUUUCUGUCGGCUCUUCAAUGGCGUCAAUAUCUGGGUUGUGUUCAUCAUCUUCGAGUUUGAUCCCAAAACCACACUUACCAUCAUCAUCAUCAAAAACCCAGUUCCCAUGGAUGAUCUCUUUUCCACUUCGGACUGAUGAGACCUUAAAGACUUCCUUUUCAGGUGUCAGUAGCCAUAGUUUGUUGACGCAUUCUGUGGCACGUGAUGUUCCGUCAAGUCUGCCAAAGACGGCUUCCACCGGUGAUGAGUUGUCGGCUGGAUCAGUGGCGAACAAAGGGUUAGAAACAGACCCGAAAAUCCUGUGGGAGAGAUACACAGAGUGGUUGUAUCARCAYAAGGAMUUAGGMYUGUAUUUGGAUGUGAGUCGMGUUGGKUUUACSGASGARUUYGURAAGGAAAUGGARCCUAGGUUUWUGAAGGCGYUYAARGCGAUGGAGGAKCUKGAAAAGGGGGCAAUYGCGAAUCCAGAUGAAGGRAGAAUGGUSGGSCAUUAUUGGCUUAGAAACCCUAAAUUGUCUCCUAAUUCGUUCUUGAGGUUGCAGAUUGAGAAUACACUUGAAGCUAUUUGUGCAUUCUCCGAGGAAAUCGUCGGGGGUAAGAUAAAGCCCCCUUCUUCUCCAGCUGGUCGCUUCACACAAAUCCUCUCUGUUGGAAUUGGAGGUUCUGCUCUUGGACCACAGUUUGUUGCAGAGGCUUUAGCACCUGAUAAUCCUCCUCUCAAGAUAAGGUUCAUCGACAAUACGGAUCCAGCAGGAAUUGACCAUCAAAUUGCUCAACUUGGCCCAGAAUUAGCAUCGACACUAGUAAUAGUGGUUUCAAAGAGUGGAGGCACCCCAGAAACCAGAAAUGGUUUGUUGGAAGUACAGAAGGCAUUUCGUGAAGCCGGGCUGGAAUUUGCAAAACAGGGUGUUGCCAUUACACAAGAGAAUUCACUACUAGACAACACUGCAAGGAUCGAGGGGUGGUUAGCUAGAUUUCCCAUGUUUGAUUGGGUUGGUGGAAGAACUUCUGAAAUGUCUGCUGUCGGUCUACUUGCUGCAGCCCUUCAGGGAAUCGACAUCAAAGAAAUGCUUGCUGGUGCAUCACUAAUGGAUGAGGCAAACAGGACUACUGUGGUCAAGAACAACCCUGCUGCAUUGCUGGCAUUAUGCUGGUACUGGGCUUCUGAUGGUGUAGGAUCAAAGGAUAUGGUGGUACUUCCCUACAAGGACAGCCUUUUGUUAUUUAGCAGAUAUCUGCAGCAGUUGGUGAUGGAGUCUCUUGGGAAGGAAUUUGACCUUGAUGGCAAUAGGGUAAAUCAAGGGCUUACCGUGUAUGGAAACAAAGGGAGCACAGAUCAGCAUGCGUACAUUCAACAGCUACGAGAGGGUGUGCACAAUUUCUUUGCAACAUUCAUUGAGGUAUUACGUGAUAGGCCCCCUGGUCACGAUUGGGAGCUUGAACCAGGGGUCACUUGCGGUGAUUACUUGUUUGGAAUGUUACAGGGAACACGAUCAGCACUAUAUGCAAAUGGUAGGGAGUCCAUUACAGUCACCGUGCAAGAAGUGAAUCCCAGAUCAGUCGGGGCUCUGAUAGCUCUUUAUGAACGAGCAGUCGGUAUUUAUGCAUCCCUCGUGAACAUCAACGCCUACCAUCAACCUGGAGUUGAAGCUGGGAAGAAAGCAGCAGGAGAAGUGUUAGCUCUACAGAAGCGGGUUCUUUCAGUUCUUAAUGAAGCCAGUUGUAAGGACCCUGUUGAACCGUUAUCCCUCGAGGAAGUAGCUGAUCGCUGCCAUGCUCCCGAAGAUAUCGAAAUGAUCUACAAGAUCAUUGCGCACAUGGCUGCCAACGAUCGAGCUAUUAUUGCUGAAGGCGAUUGUGGUUCGCCUCGAAGUGUCAAAGUUUUUCUUGGGGAGUGUAACGUUGAUGCGCUAUAUGAUUGAUCAGACUCGGCCUGUACCUGUAACAGUACUCCAUGCUUCUUUUCUUUAACUAAAUUCAAAGAUAAAAAUUAUGAUCUUAAACGAAAUAAGAUUGUUCAUUCACAUUUGAGGAACACAUAUUUUGGCAUUGUACUAGUCAAGAUAUAUGUAUGUUAAAAGUUCUUUUUUAUUGUGGGUCUUAUUUAUAUUAAGAGAACUAAAUUCUUGGUC